AUCAAGCUGAUCUUCUUCAAGUUCAUCACCGUCUCAUCGCCAUCUCUUCCUUACCGAAGUCAAUUGUUGCAUUGAACAUGUCCAUCCAACAGUGGACCACCCCCCUAACCGGGCUCUCCAGCCUACGUCUAACCACCGCUCCGCAGCCCAACCCAGGCCCCAAUGAAGUCCUGGUCGAGAUCCACGCCGUGUCGCUCAAUUACCGCGACAUCGAGGUGACGAAAGGCGAAUACAACCACCACAAAUCCGUCAACAAAGAGACGCCAGACACAGUUCCCUGCUCGGACAUGUGCGGCGUCGUCACGCAGGUCGGCCCCUCCGUCUCGAAAUGGGCCGUCGGCGACCGGGUUCUCUCCACUUUCCUCCCGGAUCACACCACCGGCCAGGUUACGCCCCAGAUGCUCGCGCGUGGCAUGGGUCACCCCCUGCCGGGCGUUCUGGCGACGCACCGGGUGUUCCCCGAGCAUGCGCUGGUCAAAGCUCCGCGGUACAUGAGCGAUGCGGAGGGAGCGACGCUGCCGAUUGCCAGUGUCACGGCGUGGAUGAGUGUGCAGGGGCGGCUGAGAGCUGCUGUCGAGAAGGGUGAGGAUGUGAGUAAGAGGGUGGUGUUGGUGCAGGGGACGGGCGGUGUUGCGGUCUGCGGGUUGCAAAUCGCGAAGGCGUGGGGAGCUAGAGUCAUCGUGACGUCCUCAUCGGAUGCCAAACUCGAGCAGGCCAAGUCUCUCGGGGCAGAUUAUACCAUCAACUACCGGACUAACCCCGACUGGGAAGAAGAGGUCAAUCGCAUCACAGAGGGCAAUGGUGUGGAUAUCAUCCUCGAGACCGGCGGUGCGAAGACGCUGCGCAAGAGCUUCGAGUGUAUCGCGUUUGGUGGUUUGAUUAACUGCAUUGGGUAUUUGUCUGGAAAGGUGGAUGAGCCGGAUGACCGGAUCAACGUCAACCUGUUGGCGCUCCGGCGGAACGUGACGCUGCAGGGAAUCAUCAAUGGACCCCGGGAUGAGUUUGAGAGAAUGGUGGAGUUCUAUGAGAAGCAUCAAAUCCGACCGGUGGUUAAUCGCGUGUUUGAGUUCGCGCAGGCGCGAGAGGCAUUCGAGUUUGUGGAGAGUGGGGGUCACUUUGGCAAGGUGGUGAUUGAUGUGGUGGGUCCGUCUAGCUGAUGGACAUCAAAACUGAUCGUACGGGUGGAGUGAGU
This is a messenger RNA of Aspergillus homomorphus CBS 101889, 1192 nucleotides long. Its product is annotated as zinc-dependent alcohol dehydrogenase family protein. The record is from RefSeq and is a predicted model, not a curated record. Gene Ontology annotation, molecular function: oxidoreductase activity. NCBI's taxonomy places the organism in Eukaryota, Fungi, Ascomycota, Eurotiomycetes, Eurotiales, Aspergillaceae. The transcript has 3 exons. Bases 78 to 1157 code for a protein of 359 amino acids.